Molecule: messenger RNA, 944 nt
Organism: Lotus japonicus
Lineage: Eukaryota; Viridiplantae; Streptophyta; Magnoliopsida; Fabales; Fabaceae
Product: cold-regulated 413 plasma membrane protein 2
Exons: 4
Coding region: 164-772 (202 amino acids)
Cellular component (GO): membrane
Source: RefSeq, a predicted model, not a curated record
UUUUAAUCAGAGCCUCUCACAUGGUUCUUCUAACUUUCUAGUUCUAUAAAUGACAACCUCAACACUAGUCACAUCGAUUCUCUAGAACUAGAGCCUUCUUUGUUUUCAAAUUUUCAUCUCUACGUCUAAUCCCAUUUGACAGUGUUUGUGAAUUGUGAGCACGAUGGGUAGAAUACUAAUGCAGUAUCUGGCUACCAAAACGGACCCCGUUAUCGCUAGUUUAAUCGAUUCUGAUUUGGAUGAGCUCAAGCUUGCAGCACAGAAGCUCUUCCAUGAUGCAAGUAUGCUAGGAGGCAGAGGGUUUGGCACUUCUUUCCUUAAAUGGAUGGCUUCCUUUGCUGCCAUAUAUCUACUGAUACUGGAUCGCACAAAUUGGAGGACAAAUAUGCUGACUUCAUUGUUAGUGCCUUACAUAUUCUUCAGUUUUCCCGGGUCUCUGUUCCACUUUCUCAGAGGAGAAGUUGGAAAAUGGAUCGCUUUCAUUGCAGUGGUGCUGAGGCUUUUCUUUCAUAGAAAUUUUCCCGAUUUGCUGGAAAUACCUGGAUCAAUGAUCCUUCUUUUAACAGUGGCCCCAGACUUGUUUGCUCAGAGGUUCAGGAACAACUGGGUUGGAGUAGCAAUUGAUCUUUUCAUUGGUUGUUACCUUCUACAAGAACAUAUCAGAGCUACAGGGGGAUUCAGAAAUUCCUUCACCCAGAAACAUGGAAUUUCAAAUACUCUUGGCAUCCUCCUCCUCAUAGUCUAUCCAGUAUGGUCAUUGGUUAUCCAUUAAUUAAGUAUAUGAAGCAUUAUAGGAUAUAUAAUAGUCAGUGAUGAUGUUAGGAAAAUAAAUUUAUACAUGGUGGAGUCUGGUAUAUGCAGAGAAUGGUGCAUGCAUGAGAACUCCAGUGAUUUAAUUUUAGAUGACAAUUUUUGCUGUGUACGACAAUAUAUUUAGAUAAUUU